GCAAAUCCCUAAGAUCUUAAAUCCUAAAAUGGCGACGGCGUUGAAGAAGAACAGGAAGAAGAGAGGUCACGUCAGCGCCGGUCAUGGACGUAUCGGAAAGCAUCGCAAGCAUCCCGGAGGUCGUGGUAACGCCGGAGGUAUGCAUCACCACCGUAUCCUGUUCGACAAGUACCAUCCAGGUUACUUCGGCAAAGUCGGUAUGAGGUACUUCCACAAGCUCCGUAACAAGUUCUUCUGCCCGAUCGUUAACCUCGACAAGCUCUGGUCGCUCGUGCCCGAAGAUGUGAAGGCGAAAUCGAACAAGGACAAUGUUCCGUUGAUCGAUGUGACGCAGCAUGGUUUCUUCAAGGUUUUGGGGAAAGGUCAUUUGCCAGAGAACAAGCCUUUCGUCGUGAAGGCUAAGCUUAUCUCUAAGACUGCUGAGAAGAAGAUUAAGGAAGCUGGUGGUGCCGUCGUCCUCACUGCUUAGGUUUUUAAAAGUUUAUUAAAGUCUUCACUUUUAAAUUAUUAUUUUCAAGCUUUUUGAACUCUGCUUUGUUGGAUUUUUGGAAUUGAGAGAUCUUUUAAUCAAUGGCAAUGGAUUAUAUU
This is a messenger RNA of Capsella rubella, 588 nucleotides long. Its product is annotated as 60S ribosomal protein L27a-2. NCBI's taxonomy places the organism in Eukaryota, Viridiplantae, Streptophyta, Magnoliopsida, Brassicales, Brassicaceae. Gene Ontology annotation, molecular function: structural constituent of ribosome. The transcript has a single exon. The coding region runs from base 29 to 469 and encodes 146 amino acids. Gene Ontology annotation, cellular component: ribosome; cytosolic large ribosomal subunit. Gene Ontology annotation, biological process: translation. The record is from RefSeq and is a predicted model, not a curated record.